This is a messenger RNA of Ostrinia furnacalis (Asian corn borer), 2137 nucleotides long. RefSeq lists its product as uncharacterized. NCBI's taxonomy places the organism in Eukaryota, Metazoa, Arthropoda, Insecta, Lepidoptera, Crambidae. Bases 929 to 1858 code for a protein of 309 amino acids. The transcript is spliced from 2 exons. Gene Ontology annotation, cellular component: membrane. The record is from RefSeq and is a predicted model, not a curated record.
GUCAAAUACUGUCAUCUGUCACUGCGCGUAAAUUGUGUUGUGAGAGUGUUUUUAACAAACAAACAAUGGGGAGUAUUUCAUUAAAUCUGAAUAACCCUGCUGUUCAGGCUUAUCUCGUGAGCGCGGGAGUGUUGAAGCUUAACAUGGCGGUGUGGGGGCUCACUUCGAGAUCCACAUACAAGAGACGUGAACAUGUGUUUGUUACUGAGGAUAAUAUUUUUUUUAUCGUUGCAGCGCUGUACCUUAGCACGGCUCCCGAGCCAGAACUGGCCGUGGAUUUGUUUAAAAUAUACACUAUAGGCCGAAUCGGGCACACCAUUGUGUAUGACUUUACGCCAUUAAGAGCAAUAUGUGCCAGUUUCCCCUUCUUCACUACAGUCUGCAUGAGUGUUAGCGUAGUUAUGUUCUAUGCCAAAGCAUUUCAACGCUGAAUGAGUGUAAAUUACAGUUUUACGGACAAAAUUAGUACAUAUUUAGUUUUUUUUAAUUUCGUAUUUGAUUUUGGUAUGCAAUAUUAAUUGAUUUACUUUAUUUAUUGGAAUAAGUCAGCCAGAUGAUUCAGGUGCAAGCUACACUUGUGUGCAGAGGAUUCCAUGCAUUUAACGAUGGUUUACGGCCAAUAAGAUUGAGAGAUGAUAAAAUGUUUUGAUAUGAUAGCGUACACAGUAACAGGUGACAGCAUAUCAAGGCAAACUGGCAUCUAAUCUAGAUGUAAUAGAUGCUAAAAAAAGUGUAGUCAGACUUGUACAUGUAUGUCGGCUCAAAACGGAACAAAGCACUUAUUGCGUAAGGCACCGGCCGGCGAGCGUAGCGAGUCCGAGCGAGAGAAUAGCGACGACCAUACGAGUCGACAGACGCCGAUCACGAGGCAGACGGCAUACGUUGUGCAAACGUUGUGUUGAGAAACAUUUUAUAUAAAAUCAUAAUCAUGGCGAGCAUUUCUCUGGACAAUCCUGCUGUGCAGUCCUAUCUCUUCUACUCGGGCGUGUUGAGCCUGAAAAUGCUUGGGAUGUCGUCGCUCACUGCAAGGCAAAGGUUUGCAAAAAAAGUGUUCGCGAACGAGGAGGACGCCUCAUCUGCGAAAGGUGUUGUAAAAUUCGACGACCCGGACGUCGAGAGAGUGAGGCGCGCACAUUUGAACGAUUUGGAGAAUAUUCCUGUGUUCUUCGCUGUGGGAGCUUUGUAUCUGACUACGGCGCCUGACAACGAUCUGGCCGUGAACCUGUUUCGGGCGUACGCCGCCGGGCGGAUCUUGCACACCGUGGUGUACGCCAUAAAACCUUUGCCUCAGCCGGCGAGGGCGAUCGCCUUCAGUGUGCCUUGCUUCAUCACAAUCUUCAUGGGCGUUAAAGUGGUCAUGCACUACGCUAAAGCGUUUAAUAACGCCCGCGUACGUAAAAUUUACACAAUGGUACUUUCUGUCAGCGAUCCAGCGGUACAGUCGUACAUAUUCUAUUCAGCUAUAUUGGGCUUGAAGCUGUUAGCCGUAGCAGUGUUGACUGGGCGCGUGCGCUACAAGAAGAAAGUGUUCGCCAACCAAGAAGAUGCUAGGACUAGAGACAGCAAAGUGAAGUACGACGACCCAGAUGUAGAGCGAGUGAGACGGGCCCAUUUGAAUGAUUUGGAGAACAUUCCUGUAUUUUGGGUGCUUGGUGCGUUGUACCUGACGACGGCGCCGGUUGCUUCGUGGGCAACGUUGCUGUUCCGAGUGUUUACGAUUGGUCGGCUGAUCCACACUUUCGUGUAUGCUAUUGUACCGUUACCGCAGCCAGCAAGAGGAAUCUCCUUCGGUAUCCCGUAUCUUAUUAACAUAUACAUGGGUGUGCAAGUCGUGAUGCACUACGUUUCGGCAUGGUAAAGUUUAUCGACCGCUAGUGAUAGUGUGAUGUGUUAGUGAAAACUGAGGUCCAUAUUAUGAAAUGACACGUGAAACAAUUCUAGCUUGUUAUGGUCUAACUAAAUCAUUAUUUAUUUAAUCAUUUUUAAUAGUUUCAGUAGAACUGUUUUCAAUUGAGUUAUUAGCGCUGUUUCAUAAUAAGACAUGCCUGAGAGUGUUACGUGUUUAACGUGUUGGUUUUUCUAUUUGAUACUUUUUGUAUUUUUGUUUAAAACGGGGUAUUAUAAAAAAUCUUAAAAU